This is a messenger RNA of Quercus lobata, 435 nucleotides long. RefSeq names its product ABC transporter C family member 8-like. Bases 1 to 435 code for a protein of 144 amino acids. Gene Ontology annotation, biological process: transmembrane transport. The transcript has 4 exons. Gene Ontology annotation, cellular component: membrane. Lineage: Eukaryota; Viridiplantae; Streptophyta; Magnoliopsida; Fagales; Fagaceae. The record is from RefSeq and is a predicted model, not a curated record. Gene Ontology annotation, molecular function: ATP hydrolysis activity; ATP binding; ATPase-coupled transmembrane transporter activity.
AUGAAACUCAGCAUCAUCCCUCAAGAGCCAACUCUUUUCAAGGGUAGCGUGCAGACUAACUUGGAUCCUCUAGGUCUUUACUCUGAUGAUGAUAUAUGGAAGGCUCUUGAGAAGUGUCAGCUUAAGGCAACAAUCAGCAGCCUACCUAGUCUGCUUGACUCUUCAGUGAGUGAUGAAGGUGAAAAUUGGAGUGCUGGGCAACGCAAACUCUUCUGCCUCGGCAGAGUCCUCCUUAAAAGGAAUAAAAUUCUAGUUCUUGAUGAAGCUACUGCUUCCAUUGAUUCUGCAACAGAUGCCAUUCUACAAAGAAUUAUCUGGCAGGAAUUCUCAAAAUGCACGGUGAUAACAGUAGCACAUAGAGUUCCUACUGUUAUUGAUAGUGAUAUGGUCAUGGUCCUCUCUUAUGAUAAAUAUGUACACAAACAAGAUUCUUGA